Messenger RNA from Bursaphelenchus okinawaensis, 2238 nucleotides. The record is from the annotation of a GenBank genome assembly. NCBI's taxonomy places the organism in Eukaryota, Metazoa, Nematoda, Chromadorea, Rhabditida, Aphelenchoididae.
AUGACGAACCAAAACUCAAUCGCCAGCAAUCCGGCCUGGCAAGCGCUAAUCAAACGCCUCGAGGCGUUGAAGAGUUUCCGCAUCCACACCGGCAACAUCAACAACUACGUGGAGUUGAAGUUGAAAAAGUUUCAGAAUUCGGCCGAAGAGCUGGUGGCUUGCUUGGACAUGCAGUUCGCUGAUUUGAAGGCUGAUAUUGAUGUUACGUGAGUUGUUUGUCAUUUUCCUUUGGAAUUUUAGGGCGGGUACAUAGGAGCGGGGGCAGGGGGAGGAGAAACAGGCCAGGCUGACCUUAAUUCUAGGCCCAGUUCGUUUUAACAUUGGCUAAAGGCCGGGUCGUCUCGAUUGUAUGACUGAGCCGGUCCUGUAACGAUGAGGAGGCCCGAUUGUAAAGCUGGCCAAGUUCGAUAGUAAUGACAUAAAGAACCCGUCAUACUUUGCCUGUAAUUUCCUUUAAAAAAUGGCGGGUUCUUUAUGUCGGCACCUAAUAGUAAAACCCUACCCUUUUUCCAAAAAUCUCAACCCAUUCUUUCAGCGACAACAACAUGCUCCUCCUGACCAACCGUGCCAAACAAGACACAGUCUACGACCGGGACGAUCUCAAGAUCACGCUGAAGGUGUUCCUCUCCGAAUUCGAUCUCCAACAACUGAACGACGCUGUGGAUGGUGUGAUAACACAGUUGAAUACCGACAAUAUCGAACAACUCAUCGUAUCAUUCCCAGCCAGUGAAGAUACGACAUUGGAUGAGCAUGUCGAGCUGGAUAAGGAGUGGUUCGACAAGGUGCUAAAGGCAUGGAACAAGAUUGAUGAAGAGCUGGUCCAGACUAACAAAGUCGUCAGUGUUGGCGUGGCUGACUUUGAAUUGCCGGCGUUGAAGGCGCUUUAUGAGUUUGCUGAACAUAAGCCAUGUGUCAACCAUUACAAUAUCGAAGGAUGUUGUGUAGUAAGUUGGUUUGCUAUUUAUGUAGGGCGUGGUAAUUUAGGGGUUUUUUCGGUUUUUGUGUAGGGCAGGGUAAAUUAGAGUUUUUUCUCGAUUCUUGUGUAGGGCAGGGUAACUUGGAGGGUUUUUUACGGUUUUUUUUGUAAAGGGCGGGGUAAUUUAGGGUUUUUUCUCGAUUUUUGUGUAGGGCGGGGUAAUUUACGGUUUCUUUUUGGUUUUUGUGUAGAGCGGGGUAGGUCAGGGCUUAUUCACUUUUUUAUGUGAGGCAGGGCAAUUUAGGGUUUUUUUUUGAUUUUUGUGCAGGGCAGGGUAAUUUAUCGUUUUUUUUUCGGUUUUCUUGUUAGGGCAGGGUAAUUUAAGGAUUUAUUCGGUUUUCUUUAUAAGGCAGGGUAAUUUGUGGUUUUUUUCGAAUUUUUGUGUAGGGCAGGGUAGUUUGUUUUUUUUUAAUUUUUUGAGUAGGGCGGGGUAAUUUAGGGUUUUUUCUGUUUUUUUAUAUAGGUCAGGCUAAUUUAGAGUUUUGUUUUCGAUUUUUGUGUUGGGGGGGGGGUAGUUUGUUUUUUUUUAAUUUUUUGAGUAGGGCGGGGUAAUUUAGGGUUUUUUUCUGUUUUUUUAUAUAGGUCAGGCUAAUUUAGAGUUUUGUUUUCGAUUUUUGUGUUGGGGGGGGGGUAGUUUGUUUUUUUUUAAUUUUUUGAGUAGGGCGGGGUAAUUUAGGGUUUUUCCUGUUUUUUUAUAUAGGUCAGGCUAAUUUAGAGUUUUGUUUUCGGUUUUUGUGUUGGGGGGGGGGUAGUUUGUUUUUUUUUAAUUUUUUGAGUAGGGCGGGGUAAUUUAGGGUUUUUCCUGUUUUUUUAUAUAGGUCAGGCUAAUUUAGAGUUUUGUUUUCGGUUUUUGUGUUGGGGGGGUAGUUUGUUUUUUUUUAAUUUUUUGAGUAGGGCGGGGUAAUUUGGGGCUUUUUUCGUAAUUUACGGUUUUUUAGUUAGAGUAGGGUAGGUUAGGGUGGUAGGCCACCAUCGUUUCUAAGCCUAAUAUAACAAACCUAAAAUUUUUUAAAAUCUUCUUUCAGGUCCCGCCAGAGCUCACGGAAUUUGCCAAAAAGUUUGACAUUCAACUCCUGACCCACAACGACCCCAACCCAUUCCCAUUGAAGGAUGUGUUCCGAACGUUCUGUGAUCUGUCCGAGACUGCUCCUGUUUGUAAUGUCUGUUUCGAGCCCACGUGGGCGGCACGAUACACGGUUUGGGUACGACGACGCUCCUUGAUGGCAUCAAAAGGCUACAUCGUGCAGUUCGUCAAGGAAUAA